CUGGACAACACGAGGAUUUACUUCCGAAGAUCCCGUUCCGCGGGCCCGUCGGUCUAGUGCUUGUUGUUCACACUUCUGCCCCUUCGUGGACUAAGUAUAAAUCUUGUCCUAUGAUGUUUUUGCUGGACAAAUCGUUGGCAAUAUCGGCUGUGAUCGCACUGUCCACAGCAGUGGUAUCGUCUGUCGCAUUUCUGAUACUAUACGUAGUCGUGCUCUGGUAUAAGCAAGCAUCUCUGCGUAAUAUCCCUGGGCCUCCCGCGCAGUCGUUCGCAUUUGGCAACCUGAAACAGCUCUUCGACCUGCAAGGCUGGGGCUUCCUCGAUGGCAUUGUGCAGAAGUAUGGAAGCGUUAUCAGGACUUGGGGAUUUUUUGGGGAUGCUCGACUCUAUAUCAGCGACCCCAAGGCCCUCUACUCCAUCCUGAUUAAGGAACAAGAACUAUUCGAGGAGACCGACAUGUUUAUAGAGUCCAACAAACUCUUUUUUGGUAUGGGUUUACUGAGCACUCUCGGACAACAUCAUCGUCGCCAGAGGAAACUCCUCAACCCAGUGUUCUCCAUAAGCCACAUGCGGUACAUGAUUCCCACCUUUUUCAAAAUCACACACCAGCUCGACGACAUCUUGAAGGCGAAGGUUAGCAACGGACCACGCGAACUGGACGUCCUCGAAUGGAUGACUCGCAUUGCUUUGGAGCUCAUUGGUCAAGGAGGGCUUGGGUAUUCAUUUGAAACCCUCGACGAGCAAAAGUCGAACCGCUACGCUGAGGCGGUCAAGAUGCUCUUCCCGACGGCAGCCAAACUGGCGCUUCCGCGCCUGCUUCUUCCCUACUUUUCAAAUAUCGGACCAGCAGCUUUUCGCCGCUGGCUUUUACAGUUGCUGCCUUCGAAGAAUAUCAAGCUUCUGAUAGAUGCAACAGACAUCAUGGACGAGACGUCGAAGACUGUUUUCUACCACAAAAAGGCAGCUUUGGAGAAAGGUGACGACGCCGUGGUUCACCAGAUCGGCGAGGGAAGGGAUAUCAUGAGCGUUCUAUUGCAAUCGAAUCUGAAUGCUGAUGAAGACGACCGACUGCCCGAUUCCGAAUUACUCGGGCAGAUGACGACACUGGUGUUUGCUGCGAUGGAUACGACAUCCUCUGCACUCUCUCGUAUCUUCCUCCUCUUGGCUAUGAACCCAACGGUGCAAGACAAGCUGCGCGAGGAACUGGUCCUUGCUCGAAAGGAAGCCGGAGGCGACCUGGACUACGAUACCCUACACGAGCUGCCGUACUUGGAGGCUGUCUGUCGGGAGACGCUUCGAGUUUAUCCGCCGGUGACUCAUAUCCCUAGGGUUGCGCGCAAGGAUGCCAUUCUGCCGCUGAGCACCCCCUUCACGGGUAUCGACGGCAAUACCAUAUCCGAGAUUGUCGUCCCCAAGAAUACGACUGUGUUGAUAGGUAUCAGGGCUGUAAACACUAGCACCGAGAUUUGGGGGCCGGAUGCUGCUGAGUGGAAACCUGAGAGGUGGCUGUCACCUCUACCUGAAAGUGUAACGAACGCCCGUAUCCCCGGUGUUUAUUCUAACAUGCUGACAUUCUUGGGAGGUGGAAGAGCCUGCAUUGGCUUCAAGUUCUCGCAGAUGGAGAUGAAGAUCGUUAUGUCUCUCCUCAUUCCAAGCUUCUACCUCUCGCCCAGCAAGACGCAGGUUGACUGGAUAAUGGGUCCUGUGGCUGCACCGGUCGUCUCGGGCGGCACGAAGCCCUCUAUGCCGUUGAUACUCUCGCCGGUUCAGCCUGGAGUCAAUGGCGCUGCCAAAGCAUAAUGUGGAGGGAGCAAUGCGUGUGACGGGAUUCAUUGUGUUACCGGAAUUUGACGGCGCCGCCAGCGACGAACUCUUUAGUGUAAUAUUAUUUCCUCCGUGUUACCCGUCAGGAUGGAUUGGACUUGGACAGUAUUCUAUAGUUUUAUCCUUG
Molecule: messenger RNA, 1950 nt
Organism: Stereum hirsutum FP-91666 SS1
Lineage: Eukaryota; Fungi; Basidiomycota; Agaricomycetes; Russulales; Stereaceae
Product: cytochrome P450
Exons: 16
Coding region: 111-1799 (562 amino acids)
Molecular function (GO): monooxygenase activity; iron ion binding; heme binding
Source: RefSeq, a predicted model, not a curated record